Molecule: messenger RNA, 522 nt
Organism: Sporisorium graminicola
Lineage: Eukaryota; Fungi; Basidiomycota; Ustilaginomycetes; Ustilaginales; Ustilaginaceae
Exons: 5
Coding region: 1-522 (173 amino acids)
Biological process (GO): protein acetylation
Molecular function (GO): N-acetyltransferase activity
Source: RefSeq, a predicted model, not a curated record
AUGUCGCCUCUCGUCGCUUCGUCCGACAAGCAAUUUGUGAUUCGCACGGGGACCAAAGACGACUGCCCUGCUAUCCUCGACUUUAUCAAGCAGCUCGCGGAGUACGAAAAGGAGCCGGAUGCCGUCAAGGCCACCGUCGAAACCCUGGAGGAAAAUGUGUUCAACAAGGGAUAUGCAGAAGUCUUGAUCGCCGAACAGCACCAGAACUCCUCGGUUACCCCAGUAGGAAUGGCACUUUACUUUUACUCGUUCUCGACCUGGACCUCCAAGCCGUCGCUGUACCUGGAGGAUCUGUACGUGAUCCCGACCUUGCGCAACAAGGGCGUUGGCAAGCUCCUGUUCAAGGCGCUCGGUCAGGUGGCUCAGCAAAAGGAAUGCGCCCGAAUGGACUGGUCCGUCCUCACCUGGAACGCGCCGUCGAUCGCGUUCUACACCAAGGUUCUUGGCGCCAAACCCAUGGACGAAUGGAAGGGUAUGCGUCUCGAAGAACAGGGUAUCCAGAACCUCGCCACCCUCAUCUAA